CUCCUCCCUCUGAAUUACAGGUUGCCAGCCUCCAUGCUGCCUUUCCUGCAUGUCACCAUCUUUCUCCUCCUCUUCUGCUCCUCAGCAGGAAGAGGAAGCCCCCUUCGUGAAGGCCUGCAGGUGCUGAAGACUGAAUAUGUCAAUAGAAAGCACGUGAGAGAUGUCCUGCAUGCUGUUUACACCACAUUAAACAACUCCAGUCAAAGCACUGAGAUGGACCUGGCCUGCACCCUUUUUGUGCAAGCAGGGUUGCCAGUGUCCCCCUGCUUUGUGGAGCAAGUCUCCCAGUGGGCCAACAGCAGUCUGGAGCCAGCCAACUUCACUGAGCCCAACAACACUACCAUUGAGGUCUACUAAGGCACAUCCAAGCAGAUCACAGGUGAGAGCCCAGGUGGCCCACUGUGGGAGCAGGUUGCUGCCCUGUCAGCUCAGUUGGCAACUGUGAGCACUAUGACCUUCCAAAACACCUGGCAGAGAAGAUUCUCUUCCAUAGCCUCACAGCCCCUGCCUUUCACGUGUGCUCAGGGCUUUGUCCUCCAAGUCCCCAUGAUGCACCAAAUGGCAGAGGUCAGCUAUGAUGAGUCCUCCUCCUUUGGCCAGUUCCAGGAUGCCGCAGGCCAUGAGGUGGGCGUUCUGGAGCUGUCAUACCGAAGGGUGGCCAAUCUGUUCCUGGGGCUGCCUUGGGACAAAGACAUGCCCCUGGACCACAUUGAGCCACACCUUACAGCCAGAGUCAUCCACCUCUGGACUACCCGACUGAGGAACAGGAUGGACGUGUUCCUCCCCAGAUUUGGGAUCCAAAACGAGUUCAACUUAAAAAGCAUUCUAAGUUCUUGGGGAGUCACUGAUCUUUUUGAUCCACUGAAAGCUAACUUGAAAGGAAUUUCUCUCGUUUGGCGAUUAGGCCAAGAUGGGUUUUAUGUUUCUGAAGCAAUCUACAAGGCCAAGAUGGAGAUUGCAGAGGAAGGCACCAAGUCAUCUGCAGUCACAGGUAUAUUCGCAAUGCUCAGUGGUCCUCAAACUGCCUACCCACCUACCAUGGUCAAGUCUUACCAAGGUCUUGGGAUACCUGUUUUUAAAGCAGAUCACCCUUUCAUCUCUUUCCUGAGAGAAUCAAGCACAGGGGUUGUCUUCAGUAUUGGGAGAGUUUCAAAUCCCCUUGACUAA
This is a messenger RNA of Nannospalax galili (Upper Galilee mountains blind mole rat), 1167 nucleotides long. RefSeq names its product serpin family E member 3 (gene Serpine3). Gene Ontology annotation, molecular function: serine-type endopeptidase inhibitor activity. Gene Ontology annotation, biological process: negative regulation of endopeptidase activity. The record is from RefSeq and is a predicted model, not a curated record. NCBI's taxonomy places the organism in Eukaryota, Metazoa, Chordata, Mammalia, Rodentia, Spalacidae.